This is a messenger RNA of Conger conger (European conger), 2974 nucleotides long. Its product is annotated as protein mono-ADP-ribosyltransferase TIPARP-like. Gene Ontology annotation, molecular function: metal ion binding; NAD+ poly-ADP-ribosyltransferase activity. The record is from RefSeq and is a predicted model, not a curated record. Lineage: Eukaryota; Metazoa; Chordata; Actinopteri; Anguilliformes; Congridae. The transcript has 6 exons. Bases 152 to 1831 code for a protein of 559 amino acids.
UUUUUAAUGCUUGUUUUAAUGUUUUAAAGACCUACUAUCGCUCGGGAGGAACACAAUAACACCAGUUAUUAGACUUGAAACCACGCCUACUGGCAAACAAUUGCACUAUCAUGAAAUACACAUAUUUUCUCAAAAACGAAAGACUAGUAAAAUGGCGGAACUCCUACCCAGUGAAGUACCACUAAAGAAGAGGAAGAUUGAGGCUCAGUCCCCAGACCAGAAGAGCUCCUGCAGGCUGGUGCCAGUCAGCCUGUUGAGCUUCCCUGGACUACAGCUACAGAUCCCCCCAAACACCGACACCAGCCUGCCCAUAUGGGAGAGUGUCAACAGUACUCAGGGACGGGUGCUGUGGAAUGUGACUCCGUACAGCAUCACCAUCCAGAUUACCCCUCUCACCACCCAGGAAGCCCAGAGCAAUGACCCUGUAACUCCACCAUACUGCAAGCCUAAGAUUCUCCCACGACAGACUCUCUUCGGUCAAGGCCACAACACUGAUCUUCCCUCCGUGAAUCUCAAGCCAGCAGCCAAAACCUUUUACACCAAGUCCUCAAAAUACAUCCACAUCUGCAAUGACUUCCUUACUGGCUCCUGUCAAUACAAACUCAGUUGCAAGCAGCACCACACACCUUACCCUUUCCACUGGCAGCUGAGGUGCAAGGACACUCAGCAAUGGGUCAACAUUUCUCUCUCCGCUCAGGUCAGACUGGAGAAAUUGUACUGUGAUCCAGGCCAAGAAACCAUCAAACUGCAGGACAAGACAGAAGUGUUCAAACUUCACGUGGACACCAAAAAAGUGCACUCGGUGAAAUAUAAUAAAGCCAGACGACUCUCCAGCAACAUUGAUCCAGAAAUCAGCCCUUACUUCCACACAGAGUGGAGCUUCUAUUGGUGGAAUGGUGGCAACUGGGUAAAGUAUGAAAAAGACGUGUCCAAGCAGCUUCAGGGUGCAUUGGAGGUAGGUGAGACAAGCUAUGGGUUCUACAUUGGGGCGCAGCUGUACGAAGUGGACUUCAGUAGUCAGACCCAGAUGAACCUCACCACCAAGUUCCAACGCAAAAUACGAUGGAGACCCACUUUCCGCUCACCCUUCUCUAUCACAUCAAAAUUGAAGACAGUCGUCCUGGCUGGGGCCUCCCAGAAUGUUGGACAGAUUCUUACGAGCCUCAGUGUGGACCCUCUGCAGGAGUUCAGCAGCUGGUACCCUCCUGUGUGGACUCUGAGCCCAGACCAGAUCUUCAGUCUGGUGGAGGUGCCACCCACUGCCAAAGCCUACCAAAGUAUCCAGUGCCUGUUCCACAGCACCAUCUCUGAGACCAAAGCAGAGAUUGUCAGCAUUCAACAGGUUCAGAACUUCUUUCAUUGGGACAAGUAUAGAAGACAGAAGGAGCACAUGCAGAGCCGCAGCACAGCCCAGAGCGGGUCUCUGGAGCGACACCUGUUCCACGGGACCACUGAGGACUCCGCCAAGGAGAUCUUUCUGAACAACUUCGACCCACGAGUGUCAGGGAAGAACGGGGUGGUAUAUGGCCAGGGUAGCUACUUCGCCCGAGAUGCCAGUUACUCAGACAAAUAUGCACGUGCCUCAGGUGAAGAGAACUGCCAGCACAUGUUCCUUGCCAAGGUGCUGGUGGGUAAUGUGACUGUUGGGAAGACUAAGUUCCAUCGCCCACCCCGUCUCAGCCCCGGGACAUCAGGAUUUGAGCUGUAUGAUACCUGUGUUGACCGGAAGGAAAAUCCUUCCAUCUUUGUGGUAUUUGACAGCUGCCAGUGUUAUCCCUAUUACCUGAUCAGGUACAAAGCAGUGUCUGAUAUUGUAAACAUCUGUGAAUAAAAUGCAAAGAUGAAUCCUGAAGUGGCACACCUUUCAGCUGUUAUGUUUGGCUUGGUGGUCACACUGUCUGAAGUAAAGAUUAUGUUGUCAGUGGUGGGUUCACUGCAUUAGUAAAAUAACUAUCACUAUAUACUGUGAUCCUCCUGGUCCACCUCUGAUUUUCAGACUAAUCAGUGCUGGGGUAGCCAGCAGAGGGCAGAAAACUAAUGAAGAGAAUGUUCUCUGCAGUUUGACAGUGACAGUGAAAAGGGCAAAGAUGUUUACAAUCAUGAUGACCGUAUAUUGAGUGAAAUUGCAGGUUAACAUGAGGUGAUAUACCAGAAUAGUUGGUAGUUCCCAAUGAUACUGCAGAUAUGCAUGUAUAUUCAAGCAUAACUUAAAGAUCACGCUACACAAGAUGUUACUAUUGUGAAGGUGUUAUGUUCCUGUGUUCUGUCUGUUAGUUUAUCAUUGUUUAUUAUCAUUAUUCUUGUAAUAUAUUAUUUUUCAUAAUUCAUGUCUGGUUCUGUUUAUAUUAAUUAGUCUUUGCACUCGUCUUCCCCUGUGAUGUCGGAAUGUUUACUAGCCCAGUCACUCCCCUGUCUGCGUGCCCCACUAUUCGGGUGUUUACAGUAGUUCCGGGGUUCAACCUUCCUUCCAGUCUUGCAUUCCUUACUUCCUGCUUUCUCUCCAUUUCAUGUUUGUACAUAGCACUAGUAUUCGCACCUGUCUCUCCGUAUCUCUGCAUCUCCUGAUUCUCUGCAAAUUUUCAACUCCCUAGUCCGGAGCCAUUUGUAUUACAUGUGUGUCUUUGUGAAUCCAGCCCGCGUUUUAAUUUCCCCCUCGUUAUUGUCCUAUUACCCUUUCAUGUGUCUCGUCUUGUCCUGUUUCUUGAGUCCCAAGCCCUUAUUCCUUCCCCCGGUUCUAGCCUCCUUGUUCCUGAGUCCUUGCCCUUAUUUCCGGUUUUGACCCCUGGACUCUUUGCUUGUUUUGGAUUUCUGUACCACUGCUUUGUUGGACUGACCCCCUGGUUUUUGACUCCGCUCUGUCUGCCCCUGCUUUUGAAAUUAAACCUGCCAUUUUUCCUGCACCCCUGUCGGCUUUUGGUUCUUCUGUUCCCCCCCGGUGUAACAGAAGGACCUUCAAUAAAACUUAUAAAUAUCA